Messenger RNA from Hyposmocoma kahamanoa, 1082 nucleotides. It is a transcript of the gene Kr-h2, whose product is annotated as Krueppel homolog 2. The transcript is spliced from 7 exons. The coding region runs from base 119 to 892 and encodes 257 amino acids. Lineage: Eukaryota; Metazoa; Arthropoda; Insecta; Lepidoptera; Cosmopterigidae. Gene Ontology annotation, cellular component: endoplasmic reticulum; membrane. The record is from RefSeq and is a predicted model, not a curated record. Gene Ontology annotation, biological process: membrane organization; endoplasmic reticulum tubular network organization.
UCUGUCAUCGCUCCUUUCAUUUGGUAAAAUCAUGUCGAUUUUGGUCGCGUAAUUUGUGAAUUUAUUUGAAAAGGAUAGUUAAUCAACGCUUAUUUAUUUUAAAAACUUCGAAAACAAAAUGGCUGAACAGGACCAGCAAGCAGGUGACACGGGCCCACCAAAAGGCAUCCCCGCACUUAAAGCCCAUAUAAUCGCCAACAAAGUGGACGUAGCACUAUGGGGCAUCAGAAUAGCCACUGUACUCUGCACUAUUGGAUAUAUAAUGCCUAUUUUUAAUAACCCGGUGUCAGCGUUCUACAAGGCCCUCCUAGCGAACGCAGCGACAUCAGCUCUACGUCUUCACCAACGCAUCCCGCCCGCACAAAUAUCAUUCUCGCGAGAGUUUCUAGCACGGUUUUUCCUCGAGGACUCUGCGCACUACCUCUUCUACUCACUCAUCUUUAUGAAUGUAGCGCCUAAUUUCUUGAUAUUGACGCCAAUCUUCUUAUUCGCUCUACUCCACGCGGCGUCGUACUCUCUCACCAUUCUUGACACGCUGGGCCAGAACUCGAUGUGGGUGGCGCGGCUGCUCAUUUCGCUGGUGGAGUUCCAGUCGCGUAACAUUCUGCGCGCCGCCGCUCUCGCUGAAAUCAUCCUUUUCCCGCUCGUCUGCCUCUUGGCCCUCACCGGGUACUGCGGGCUGCUGACGCCGUUCGUGUACUACUACUUCGUGACGUGGCGCUACGCGUCGCGGCGCAACCCGUACACGCGCAACACGUUCCGCGAGCUGCGCGUGGCCAGCGAGGCGGCGGCCGCGCGGCCCGGCUUGCCGCAGCCGCUGCGCCAGGCCGUGCUGGGCGCCGUGCAGCUGGUCUGCCGCAUGGCGCCGCCCAUGGACACCGUGCACGAGUAACUGCUGUGAACGGACCUGGACACCUGCGAGCCUGGAGGCUCUACAUGUUCCACCUUUCGACUGACGCCGCGGCAGUCGUACUAUGUAACAAAACGUGUUGCUCUACCAUGUAUUUUAAAAAGGUUGUUUUGGUUUUUAGCGUAUUUUUUUUUAAGGGCUAAAUUACAAUUACAUUGCAAUUUGAAAACUG